This is a messenger RNA of Medicago truncatula (barrel medic), 1814 nucleotides long. RefSeq names its product protein ENDOPLASMIC RETICULUM-ARRESTED PEN3. The transcript has a single exon. Gene Ontology annotation, biological process: protein homooligomerization. NCBI's taxonomy places the organism in Eukaryota, Viridiplantae, Streptophyta, Magnoliopsida, Fabales, Fabaceae. The record is from RefSeq and is a predicted model, not a curated record. The coding region runs from base 87 to 1523 and encodes 478 amino acids.
UAUUCUAAUUGAAAAAAGUCAAUAGGAGAGAGUUCGAUUAUGUACAAAAUGGUAGGAACAAGAUAGUAAGCAUUUGGAUUUCAAAAAUGGAGGAAGAAAGCACUUCCCAAACCACCACAGACUCCAACGUAACUGACCGCAUAAAACUCAACGUUGGCGGUAAGCUCUUCGAAACAACUCUUUCCACAAUCCGGUCCGGCGGUCCAGACUCUCUCCUUUUCGCAUUAUCAAACCGUUUUUCCAACGACCCAAACCCGGUUUUCAUAGACCGCGACCCAGAAAUCUUCUCCGUCUUCCUCUCUCUCCUCCGCACCAACCACCUUCCCUCCACUGCCCGCCGCUUCUCCAAACAAGAACUCGCCGACGAAGCUCUCUUCUAUGGUAUUGACUCUCAUCUCCGAAAUGCUACUUCUCCACCUCCGUUCUCCGGCAUCGACGCUUCCAUCGUUGCCUCCGUCCGACCUGCAUCGGAAGGAUUGUCUUCUACUUUCACCGCUGCGGAGAACGGUUCCGUUUGGAUUGCUCACGGUGGUCAACUCUCCAGCUACGACUGGAAUCUAAUCCAUUCCGCAACCGUUCGUACUCACCUCGAUGAGAUCAAUUCAAUUUGCAGAGUCUGGCCGGAGAUUGCCGCCGUUGGAACUGAAUCUGAUGCUGGAUUACACUUCUACAAUUUCUCCGGUAGUCGCCACGUUGGUUCUGUUCAUUGGAGCGAUCCUUCCGAUCCGAGAAUCUUCAAAGCGCGAGUCAACGCGAUAACCGCAUCGGAUAAUUCGGUUUUUGCUUCAUUCGAUUGUCCUCAUAGAGAGAAUUGCAUCCUCGAGGUUGAUAAAGCUAAGCUCCAGAUCGUGUCGCAGUUAGGUCGACAAUCCGGGAACCAAGCAAAAAACAUGGUUCCGGGGAAAUUGACGUUUGUUCCGACGACUGGAGUGCUCGUUGGAAGUGCGGUAACAGGUGGAGCAUUUGGUUAUUCGGGAUAUAUCCGUGUUUGGGACCCUAGGUCUGGUGAAGUGGUUUGGGAAACAAACGAACCGGGUGCGGGUAGGAGUAGUAGAUUUGGUGAUUCAUUUUCUGCUAUAGAUGUUGAUGUUGAAAAAUUAUUACUAUUUAAGCUUUGUUCAAAGUCUGGUGAUUUAGCUAUGGCGGAUAUGCGUCGUUUGGGUGAUGAUCCUUGGGUUUACUUGAAGGAGAAGAAUCCUAGUUUAUGGACAGAUGGGGGUGAUGGGAGUACUAGUAGUGUGGUGAAUUGUUACAAAGGGCAAGUUUUUGUGGGCAGAGGCGGGGAGUUGGAGGUUUGGUCAAGGGUGAAAGAGGUGGUAGAAUGUGAGAGUGAGAGGGAUAGGGAGAGUGAUGGUGAGGGAGUUUAUAGAAGGAAUUUUGUUGAUAAGAGAGAGGAUUCGGAGAAAGGUGUGAUUGUGAAGAUUGAAGGUGGUGGGGAUAGGUUGUUCAUUAGUAGAGAAGAUGUUGAAGGUAUUGAAGUGUGGGAGAGUUCCCAUUAUGCUGGAGCUAUUUCUGUAUUGUGACCUUGGGAUUGAAUUUGAUAGUUAGGGUUGGCUUGGGUUACCUUGUUGUAAGAUUCUUCUUCUUCCAUAUGGAAUUUGUUAAUGUUUGACAUUUUGUGAAUAGCCAUAAUUUGAUGCAAUUUAAAUUUCUGUCUCCUGCAUUUGUUGUAAUAUUAGCUCUAGUAUCAUGAAUAAACCACAAUGGGUCCGAAAUGAGUUCCUUAAUGAUGUUCAAGAUCAAUGAAUAUUUGGGGCAAGUGUAAUACAUUAUUAACACUAAAUUUAUUUUACUUCUCUGUUUUUUCUUACCAA